AGAGAGUUAAGGCUGCAGGAGGCCGGGCCUGCGCUAUGGGAUGGGGAGAGUGGCCAGGGUCAGUAGGUAAGGGGACAGGUUCAGUGAGUGAGGCUGGGGGUUAUUGAUGUGAAACAAUGGAGAGGCUCAGGAGAUGACUGGGGCAAGGGCAGCGUGUGGGAGGUGACUGAUGGCCAUACCAUCAGGAAGUGAGGAAGUGAGCAAGGGGCCAUAGGAGCCAGAGGUAAGGAAGGUGGGGAAUUGCCUGUCAGACUACAUGACUGCCUUCCAACCCUGACUUGGGGUGGAGGGGGUGACAAGCUCGGAAGGUGGGUCUGGGUUAGGCCACAAAUAGCAAGCUUCCCCCCAUGGGGGAAGCCUAGGGGGGGCCUAAGCCAUGCUGUCCCGCAAGGGAAUCAUCCCUGAGGAAUAUGUACUGACUCGGCUAGCAGAGGAUCCCACGGAACCCAGGUACCAUGCCCGGGAGAGGAGAGCCCGCUUUGUGGCCAAGAAUGGCAACUGCAAUGUAGCCCACAAGAACAUUCGGGAGCAGGGCCGCUUCCUUCAGGACGUCUUCACCACCCUGGUGGACCUCAAGUGGCACCACACGCUGCUCAUCUUCACCAUGUCCUUCCUCUGCAGCUGGCUACUCUUUGCCAUGGCCUGGUGGCUCAUUGCUUUUGCUCAUGGUGACCUGGACCACAACACCAGAAUUGAAACUGGGGAGAAUGAUGCCACCUUCAUACCCUGCGUCACCAGCAUCCACUCCUUCGCUUCUGCUUUCCUUUUCUCCAUCGAGGUGCAGGUGACAAUUGGCUUCGGGGGUCGCAUGGUGACUGAGGAAUGUCCACUGGCUGUCCUGGUGCUGAUCGUGCAGAACAUCGUUGGGCUCAUGGUCAAUGCCAUCAUGUUGGGCUGCAUCUUCAUGAAGACGGCCCAAGCCCACCGCCGGGCGGAGACACUCAUCUUCAGCAAGCACGCGGUCAUUGCCUUGCGCCACGGCCGCCUCUGCUUCAUGCUCCGUGUGGGUGACCUCCGGAAGAGUAUGAUCAUCAGUGCCACCAUCCGCAUGCAGGUGGUCCGGAAGACCACAAGCCCUGAAGGUGAGGUUGUACCCUUGCACCAGAUGGACAUCCCUAUGGAGAAUGGUGUGGGUGGCAACAGUAUCUUCCUGGUGGCUCCACUUAUCAUCUACCAUGUCAUUGAUGCCAACAGUCCGCUGUAUGACCUUGCCCCCAGUGACCUGCACCACCAUCAGGACCUGGAAGUCAUUGUGAUAUUGGAAGGUGUGGUGGAGACCACAGGCAUCACUACGCAGGCCCGAACCUCUUACCUUGCGGAUGAGAUCCUCUGGGGCCAGCGCUUUGUUCCCAUCGUGGCCGAGGAGGAUGGCCGCUACUCAGUGGACUACUCUAAGUUUGGCAAUACUGUCAAGGUGCCCACACCUACCUGUACUGCCCGCCAGCUGGAGGAGGACCGAACUCUCCUAGAUUCCCUCCCUCUCACCUCUCCCAAAGGGCCCCUCCGAAAGAGGAGUGUGGCUUCAGUCAAGCCCAAAGCCAAGCCCAAGUUCAGCAUUUCCCUCGAUGCCUUGUCCUGAGGCCUGCCUUCACUAUGUGGGCCAGCUCAAACUCCCCAGGCUUUCCUACCUCCCAACACUCCCAUAUUUGAGUCCUUAGGGUAGAGACCUGAUCCAUCAACCCUGCAUGAAGGAGGGGGGAAUGGCCUUUGGUCCAGCAGGGCCCUCUGUUUAUUUACUGAGCUGCUAGGAGCUGGCAAUGAUUUCAGGGCUUCAGUGUCUUCUGACUAUUGCUCAGGGGUGUUAUGGGGUAUUUAUCACUGAGCUAUUUAUGGGCUCACCAGGUCUCAGCUGCAUGCAGCUAUUUUUGUCUCUGCUCUUCCAAGCACUAACACAGGACUGGCUCAGGCCCCCUCAGGAGGCAAAGGAGACCUAGCCUGGGUUGGGGGAAGGGAGAUUUGGGACAAAUGCCCCAGUCUGAGAGGUAGGAUCCAGAGUCCAAUAUAACAACACUGACCUGUGAGCCAGCAAUCAGCCCAGUCUUGGGGCAGGCGGGUGCAGCUUCCAAAAUACCAUCUUAUCUGUCCCUCCAAUAUCUCUUCCCCCAGCACCACCACCCCCAACUGAGAUUGCAUAACCUUUCUUUCUCUGUCCCCACAAUUUCCCAUCUCUGGGGGAAGUAGGGCCCUGGGCCAACUGCAGAAUGGGAGCCAUGGUGGAGGUGAGCCAAGCAAGGAAGGGAAGGAUGAAAGUCUCUCGAUAGAGUCCAGGGCCAGACAGCCAUAGCCUCCUCCAUCAAUACUCUCUCUCCCAAAACCUGCUGAUGGUACUUGACUCUGGGGAUAAAAGAUUAACUUUGGGAGGAGGGUUCCAGGGUUUCUGAGGACAAGAAGAGCUUGUCACUGCGCUGUCCGACAUACUACCACAUAAGGGACCCUAGGUAUGAGGCGGAGGGGAAGCAUGUGGGAAAACAGUCUCCCCAAGCGCAGUUGCAAUGGGUGCUGGGUGCUACAGGAGAAGGGAGUACAUAAUGGCUUGGGAGCAGGGGAGGGGAGUGUAUUUCUAUAGGCAUUUGAUGACUCGGGAUAAGCAUCAGUCUUCAAGUUGGAGUGAAGUAUGAUCCUGAGCAAUCUUCAGUCUGGAUGCUGUUACCAUGAAUAGGGAAUGUGCUGAACAGGGAUCAGACUAUGCUGUAUAUGCUUUCCCAGAACUGUGCCAUCUCUGGUCUGGAAAUAAAACCUCCCCCUCCUAUAUCCUGAA
Messenger RNA from Vombatus ursinus (common wombat), 2758 nucleotides. RefSeq names its product potassium voltage-gated channel subfamily J member 11 (gene KCNJ11). The transcript has a single exon. Gene Ontology annotation, biological process: potassium ion import across plasma membrane; regulation of monoatomic ion transmembrane transport. Gene Ontology annotation, cellular component: plasma membrane. The record is from RefSeq and is a predicted model, not a curated record. The coding region runs from base 377 to 1579 and encodes 400 amino acids. NCBI's taxonomy places the organism in Eukaryota, Metazoa, Chordata, Mammalia, Diprotodontia, Vombatidae. Gene Ontology annotation, molecular function: ATP-activated inward rectifier potassium channel activity.